AUGGAAAUCUUCUUUGGAUUGGAUAAUCCUUCCAAACCCGUCCAGAAAAGUGACGACAACAAUGAGUCCCCGAGCAGUCCACGUCAUCGCAAGGUGUCUGCAAGAUGGGUCCCAGAUGAAGGAUGCAAGCCCUUUAUCGAUGAAGCUCCCGUUUUUUAUCCAACCGAGGAGGAAUUCCAAGACACGCUCAAUUAUAUAGCGACCAUACGCCCAAAAGCCGAAGCCUAUGGCAUCUGUAAAAUCGUGCCUCCUGAGUCUUGGAAGCCUCCUUGCCCUUUAAAAGAGAAGAAUUUUUGGGAAAAUCAGAAAUUCUCGACUCGAAUCCAACAAGUGGACCUCCUCCAGAACCGAGAGCCCAUGCGAAAAAAAACACAGAAAAAGAGAAAAAGAAGAAAGCAGUUCAACACAAGGCCCAGAAGGCGGGCCCGCCGGGAAAGCCCGGAAUCUAAUUGCGAGGACAAGUUUGGUUUUCAGUCGGGAUCGGAUUUUACUCUUGGGGAGUUCGAGAGAUAUGCUGAGGAGUUUAAGGAAUCAUAUUUCGAGGGGAUGGGAAAAAACGGUGGUGAUAAUGUUGAGAAGAAGUGGAGGCCUUCGGUCGAUGAAAUCGAAGCCGAGUAUUGGCGGAUUAUCGAGCAGCCUACAGAUGAAGUUGAGGUCUACUAUGGGGCUGAUUUGGAAACUGGGAUGCUCGGGAGUGGAUUUCUCAAAGGCUCGGAUUUGUCGGGGGAGUCUAAGAUAGAUGAGUACAUUAAAUCCGGCUGGAAUUUGAAUAAUUUGCCACGUCUUCCGGGUUCUGUGUUGAAUUUCGAAGAGUGCAACAUCUCGGGGGUUGUUGUACCGUGGCUUUAUAUAGGAAUGUGCUUCUCGUCGUUUUGUUGGCAUGUCGAGGACCAUCAUCUCUACUCACUGAACUAUUUGCAUUGGGGGGACUCGAAAAUUUGGUACGGCGUGCCCGGAAAUUGUGCGACCUCAUUAGAGAAUGCCAUGAAGAAGCACAUGCCGGAUCUAUUUGAAGAAAAUCCCGAUUUACUUAACGAAUUGGUUACGCAGUUGUCACCUUCAGUUCUGAAAUUAGAAAAUGUGCCGGUUUUUAGAGCUGUCCAGAAUUCGGGGGAGUUUGUUCUCACCUUCCCGAGGGCUUACCAUGCGGGAUUCAACUGCGGCUUUAAUUGUGCCGAGGCUGUAAAUGUGGCGCCCGUUGAUUGGCUACAGCAUGGACAAAGCGCAGUUGAGCUGUACAGCUCACAACGUCGAAAGACAUCAAUAUCACACGAUAAGUUGCUUUUGGCUGCUGCCCGAAAAGCCAUCCGAGCCAUCUGGCAAGAGAAAAGAAUGGAGCGGCUUAAGGGGAUUCAGAUCAAGAAGAUGGAGAAAGAUUUCGAUCUCAACACCGAACGAGAAUGCUUUUCUUGCUUUUACGAUUUGCAUCUAUUUUCCGUGAGCUGCUCCAAUUGCUCGUCGAACAAGUUUGCUUGUCUAAAGCACUCGAAUCGUAUUUCUUGUUGUGAUCAAGAGGACAAAGUAAUCCUUGUUAGGCACACAAUAGACGAGUUGAACACAUUGGUUAAGGCCUUGGAAGGGUGCACUGAUGCACUCGAGAUAUGGGCUUCGAAAGAUGAUGAUAAGGCCUCUUUAGGUUCGAGUAGCAAGUUGUUCGGGUUUGAUCUUUUACCGAAUAUCUCACCGAAAAAUGAAUGCUUGGAGGAUUCGGAGGAAGAUAAAGUCUUGAAAGUCGAUUUGGAUUGUGAGCAGAGAUGUGUGGAGCCCGUUAGUUUCGGUUCUGUUGUUCAUGGGAAAUUGUGGUGUAACAAGGAUGCAAUAUUUCCUAAAGGAUACAAAAGCCGAGUGAAGUUCUUCAACAUUCGUGACCCUUUAGAUAAGACUCAUUACACGUCGGAAAUCAUGGAUGGUGGGCUCUUAGGUCCUUUAUUCAAGGUUACUCUGGAAGAGAAACCAAACGAGACCUUUGUGAACGGCUCGGCAGGCCAAUGCUGGGAAAUGGUGCUACUGAGACUUAAUGAAGAAAUAGCGAAGCAAAAGCUUUUCGGCAAGCAAGGACUUCCUCCUCUGCAGCCCUCAACUAGCAUCAACGGGCUCGAAAUGUUUGGUUUUCAUUCUCUGCCAAUUAUUCAGGCAAUCGAGGCACUCGACCCACAUCACAAGUGCUCUGAAUAUUGGGAAAACAAGCUUGUAAACAAGAAGUUUUCGUCAAGUUCGGGCAAUAAUAAUAUACCAUCCAAUCAAAAGAGUUCUUGUGAGACAAGGUCGGAUGAAGGGGAAAUAACAGAUAGUUUUGAAGGAAACAACUUGUUGGGCAGUGGAAAUUCAUUAACCGAGGAUGGAAUUAGGUUUGCGUUGAGAAGUCUCAUGAGCAAAGCUAAUUGUGAGGAGAUGGAAAUAAUGCACACGAUACUGUGCAGAGGGUCGAAGAGUCCCUUGUGGAGGGUAGCAGUUGAGACGGUUACAGAAGAGAUUAAACGAACACAAAAAUGA
This is a messenger RNA of Striga asiatica, 2493 nucleotides long. The record is from the annotation of a GenBank genome assembly. NCBI's taxonomy places the organism in Eukaryota, Viridiplantae, Streptophyta, Magnoliopsida, Lamiales, Orobanchaceae.